AUGGUUAGGACUAACUCCUUCAAAGUCGAAUCCAGAGAAUCAUGUUCCCAGAUGUACGAGCAUUUUUUGUCAGCAUUCUUGGUCGAGGUAUCCUUUCCAGGAAAAAUGUCGCACGACUUAAGAUUUUGCAAAUCCUGGAUUGGUUCGCAUGCUGAGAUCCGCUCAGAUCUAGAACCAGCGUCUCAAGCAUCGAUGGGUGCCUCGCAAAGCGCUCAUUCGAAUAAGGGAGCCGAGGCUCUUGAAUUACUAACAAUUACCACUGGAGGACAUGAAAUACAGUUCUUCGCGCCUCUUACACCACAUCAUCUUGGGAUCUUCAUGCGAAAUAUUGCUUUCAUCUACCCAAUGAAAUUUCGGCCAGAUAAAGAGAGAGAAAGAUCGGACAGAUCGAGAAAUUAUAGAUUGUCCAAUCAACAAUUAUCAAACCACGGCCAGUGCAUGGCAUUCCUUAGAUUCAGUAUAAGCACCAAAGGAUCGAAGCAUCGUGCUGAACAUGAACGAUUGGAAACCUAA
Molecule: messenger RNA, 513 nt
Organism: Botrytis fragariae
Lineage: Eukaryota; Fungi; Ascomycota; Leotiomycetes; Helotiales; Sclerotiniaceae
Exons: 5
Coding region: 1-513 (170 amino acids)
Source: RefSeq, a predicted model, not a curated record